This is a messenger RNA of Parnassius apollo (apollo), 474 nucleotides long. NCBI's taxonomy places the organism in Eukaryota, Metazoa, Arthropoda, Insecta, Lepidoptera, Papilionidae. The record is from the annotation of a GenBank genome assembly.
AUGCCUCCUGAAGAACCAUGUGCAUUAAUGUCACAGUGUUCAUCAACUCAGUUGGAAGCAGAGAUACCUCCUUCAAUCUUGCAACCGCAGCUAUCAACUUCUACUCAGUCAGAAGCAGAUAUACCUCCUUCAAUCUUGCAAUCGCAGCCAUUAACUACAACUAAGUCAGAAGCAGAGAUACCUCCUUCAAACUUGCAAUCGCAGCCAUUAAACUUCAACUCAGUCAGAAGCAGAGAUACCUCCUUCAAUCUUGCAAUCGCAGCCAUUAACUUCAACUCAGUCAGAAGCACAGAUACGUCCUUCAAUCUUGCAACCGCAGCCGUCAACUUCAACUCAGUCAGAAACAAAUAUACCUCCUUCAAUCUUGCAAUCAGAAGCAGAGAUACCUCCUUCAAUCUUGCAACCCCACAGCCAUCAACUUCAGCUCAGUCAGAAGCAGAUAUACCUCCUUCAAUCAUGCAAUCGCAGCCAUAA